Dermacentor andersoni is the source of this 677-nucleotide messenger RNA. The record is from RefSeq and is a predicted model, not a curated record. Lineage: Eukaryota; Metazoa; Arthropoda; Arachnida; Ixodida; Ixodidae.
UGAGAAAUUUUCGUAAAAUGGAACUACUCUUUUGCCCAGACGGCGUCACCGCCGUACAAGAGCGGUGUAAGUCGCUUCGCGACAAAUUCCGUCGCUGUUACAAUGACGCCAUGUCCCAGAAGAGCGGAGCGGGAGUCGAGGAAGAGAGCGAAUGUUCGUGGCCCUUCUUCGAGCUCCUGAUGUUUCUCCGCGACACAAUGGAAACGAGAGCCACAUCAGGGAACUUCCAAAUGCUGAGCCAGCAGGAGCCUGUCGCAGCAAGCCAUAACAACCUGGAGGAAAGGCCCACUGCUGCAGAGCUCUUCGACGACAUGUGCCACUUUUGCAAUGAGGAGUACGUGCACGUGUACGAGUUGGAGGGGCAGGAGGAGGAGGAGGCUGUGGUGGUGACAGAGGUGUCGGUGCCGCCAGCGGCAACGCCUGCACCUCGUGCACAGGCGUCUUCAGUGACGUCGUCCGGCACGCCUGCGAGCAGGAAAAGAAAGGCAAGUGCAGACGAUUUGUUGGCGCAGCAGCUUCAGCGUGUCACCAGUGCUCUCGAAGCAAAGCCGACAGAUCACAUCGAGCUGUUUGCAAUGUCACUUGUUCCACUUAUGAAACGAGUGAGAACGGAACGACAAACGGACAUGUAUAUAAAGAUUUUGAAUGUCAUAAAGGAAUUAACUGAUUAAUUUUUU